Rhinolophus ferrumequinum (greater horseshoe bat) is the source of this 2337-nucleotide messenger RNA. RefSeq names its product matrilin 4 (gene MATN4). The coding region runs from base 326 to 2077 and encodes 583 amino acids. The record is from RefSeq and is a predicted model, not a curated record. The transcript is spliced from 10 exons. Lineage: Eukaryota; Metazoa; Chordata; Mammalia; Chiroptera; Rhinolophidae. Gene Ontology annotation, molecular function: calcium ion binding.
CUGCAGCCGGCGUCCGCAGCUCCCAGGGUGGCUGGAGCAGGGGGCGCCGCGCUGGCCCCGCCCCGGCCCGCAGAGGAAGGGGGAUCGCCCUUCCAGUGGGAGGGGUCGCAGCCCGCGCUCCCCCUCCCCACCCGCCAGCCCGGGUUAAAUGCGGCCGCCGCCUCCGCUCGCUCCAGCUGCCUGGCAGUCCCCAUCUCCGGCACGCAGCCCGCGCCGUUACCUGCUCCAACUGCCCGGGAGGCUCCGCCCGUCGGCUCCGCUCGGCGGCCGCGCCUCCGAGUUAUCCCGCAGGCUCAGGUUCUGACACGUCUGUUCCCCAAGCGCCAUGAGGGUCCUUCCAUGCUCACCACUGCCUGUGUUGCUGCUCCUUCUCCAGCCUUGGGAAACCCAGCUCCAGUUCGCAGGUCCCAGGUGCCGUACUGGGCCCCUAGAUUUGGUGUUCGUGAUUGACAGCUCGCGCAGCGUGCGCCCCUUCGAGUUCGAGACGAUGCGACAGUUCCUGAUGGGCCUGCUCCGCGGCCUGGAUUUGGGGCCCAACGCGACACGCGUCGGCGUAAUCCAGUAUUCCAGCCAAGUGCAGAGCGUCUUCCGGCUCGGCGCCUUCUCGCGCCGCGAGGAUAUGGAGCGCGCCAUUCGAGCUCUGGUGCCGCUGGCGCAGGGCACCAUGACCGGGCUGGCCAUCCAGUACGCCAUGAACGUGGCCUUCAGCGUGGCCGAAGGCGCGCGCCCGCCGGAGGCGCGCGUGCCGCGUGUCGCUGUCAUUGUGACUGACGGGCGGCCCCAGGAUCGCGUGGCAGAGGUGGCGGCGCAGGCGCGCGCCCGCGGCAUUGAAAUCUAUGCUGUGGGGGUGCAGCGCGCGGACGUGGGCUCCCUGCGCGCCAUGGCCUCUCCCCCGCUGGACGAGCACGUCUUCCUAGUUGAGUCCUUUGACCUUAUCCAGGAGUUUGGCCUGCAGUUCCAGGGCCGGCUGUGUGGCAAGGACCUGUGUGCUGAGGGGGGACACGGCUGCCAGCACCAAUGUGUCAGCUCCCCAGGCACAUCCUACUGUGCCUGCAACACCGGCUACCAGCUAGCAGCAGAUAACAAGAGCUGUUUGGCCAUUGACCACUGCAGCUUUGGGAACCACAGUUGCCAACAUGAGUGUGUUAACACCCUUGGUGGGCCACGGUGCCACUGCAGAGAGGGCCAUGACUUGCUGCCUGAUGGAAAGAGCUGUCAGGCCCGGGACCUUUGCAAUGGUGUAGACCAUGGAUGCGAAUUCCAGUGUGUGAGUGAGGGUCUCACCUACCGCUGCCUGUGCCCUGAGGGGCGGCAACUCCAGGCUGAUGGCAAGAGCUGCAACCGAUGCAGGGAAGGCCACGUGGACCUCGUUCUGCUUGUCGAUGGCUCCAAGAGCGUGCGCCCGCAGAAUUUUGAGCUGGUGAAGCGCUUUGUGAAUCAGAUCGUGGACUUCCUGGACGUGUCCCCCGAGGGCACGCGAGUGGGGCUGGUGCAAUUCUCGAGUCGGGUGCGCACCGAGUUCCCCCUGGGCCGCUAUGGCACUGCCGAGGAGGUGAAGCAGGCGGUCCUGGCCAUAGAGUACAUGGAGCGCGGUACCAUGACCGGGCUGGCACUGCGCCACAUGGUGGAGCACAGCUUCUCCGAGGCGCAAGGCGCGAGGCCCCGUGUCCUUAACGUGCCUCGGGUGGGCCUGGUCUUCACCGACGGCCGCUCCCAGGAUGACAUCUCCGUAUGGGCGGCGCGGGCCAAGGAGGAAGGCAUCGUCAUGUACGCCGUGGGCGUGGGCAAGGCGGUGGAGGAGGAGCUGCGCGAGAUCGCCUCAGAACCCGCGGAGCUGCACGUGUCCUACUCCCCAGACUUCAACACCAUGACACACCUGCUGGAGAACCUCAAAGGCAGCAUCUGUCCAGAGGAAGGCAUCAGCGCGGGCACAGAGCUUAGGAGUCCCUGCGAAUGCGAAAGCCUCGUGGAGUUCCAGGGACGAACGCUGGGGGCGCUCGAGAGUCUGACUCAGAGCCUCGCUCAGCUGAUGGCGCGCCUGGAGGAUCUGGAGAAUCAGCUGGCCACUCAUAAGUGAGGACCACCAUGGCGACCCGGACAGGGACGCGGACCCACGGACUGUGCCCCCUUGUGCGCUGUCCCCAGCCAGUGGAGGGCUGAGCCUGGGCUCCUUUGGCUCCGACUGGCGGGGACCAGGCGCUGGCGGGCUCCCAGCGCUGCGCUCGAGCUGGCCUCGCCUGGACCACAAGCCGGACUGCGGAGUACAGAGGGACGUGUACUAGGUCCUCACGCCCUCGCCGCGUGCUGCGCUCAGAUCUUUCUUGGAUUUCUUUUUUU